AGGCUGCAGAGCGAGUUGAAGCCGAGUGUCCAGGAACCGGAGGAGUCAUCUGAAGAAGAAUAACCUGUCGAAGAUGACCUGCCACCUCCUCCAAAGAAAGAGGCUGCCAAGCCUGUAGAACCUGAGACGAAGAAAGAAGCACCUGUUCCUCCAGCAGAAUCUAAGCCGCCCAUUCCACAGGCUCCCACGAUUCCGGAUCUCAGCAGCAUCACGGACGCUUUCACCAAAGUCAGGGCCAUUGACAAGCACCCAACCGUUCUUGUUGAAGUCGUGAAGAUUCUGCAGGUGAUCUUCGACUUUAGGCGCGUGAUGAGCGACAUGCAACAAAUCCUGCACGGAGACCUGGCCGGAGUUUUGCGGGAGUACCCGGAAAGAGCCCGAGGUCUGUUCCAUAUGGUUCGCACUCUGCCCAGCAGGUUCGCCAACGCACGUGACAAGGUCGAAGAGGUCAAGGAGGAGAGCCAGGAGCCCGAAUACAUGCAGACACUCAACGAGCUGCAGAGCUACCUGACAUCUGCAGGCGCAUCGGCGGAAGAACUACCCAACGCACUUUCCCUCGUUAGCACACUCGAUGCACUCAGAAGUAUCGCCGGACGCCUUCAGAACCACCUGACAGAGAAACUGACUGGUCGCAAGAGGGCUGCUGAAUCUAUCUCGGAACAACCGAGAUCAUCAAGGGUCGUCGAUGAGAUCAAGGACAUAUUCACGAUCAUUCCCGACACGUUCCGUGCCUACGGCCGGCGCAGCAAACUGAACGGCGGCCCGGGCAUCUUCAGCCCGUCGCCCGUGAGUCCACUGAGCCCGUGGAACCCCCUGAACCCAUUGUCGCCCAUCAGCCCCGUGUCGGCCGUCUCCAGGCUGACACCCGGUGACCCGUUGCGCCCCAUAUCUAGGGCCCAAGUGAGGGCCGUGGACACCGUGUCGAAGCGACUCGUCGACCUCUUCAACGCCCGCACAGGCAGCAAGAAAUCCUCCUGCCUCUCGGGAAUUUGCAACUUACAAGCGUGAACUCGAAAGAAGAGGAGUCCUAAAUCACAGGAUGCUAUUACGUCACUAUAGUUCGCACGAUCAUAAUUGAGUAUAUCCUAUAGUAUCGGACGGGGACUAGGGCACGGAA
This is a messenger RNA of Rhipicephalus microplus (southern cattle tick), 1117 nucleotides long. RefSeq lists its product as uncharacterized. The record is from RefSeq and is a predicted model, not a curated record. Lineage: Eukaryota; Metazoa; Arthropoda; Arachnida; Ixodida; Ixodidae.